AUGGAGACGGAGAUGGAGAGCGCGCUGCGGUGCGUGAUGCGCUAUCGCGAGCAGGAGGAUGUAGAUCUUCGGUACAUGGCGGUGCGGGAGCUGUGCGGCGAACUGCGAAACCGGCAGGACCACGUGCUGCAGGGGCUGGACGGGCUGCCCGGGACGCUCAAGGCGGUGACGCAUGAGGUGAUCGUGCGGUCCCUGGACGACCAGUCGGAGGUGCAGGGCAUGGUGUGCCGGGAGCUGCUGGCGGGGAUCGGCGACUGCGCGGUGCCGUACGUAGUGGCGCAGCUGGUGGGCGAGCUCGGCGGCAGCGGCCAGGGGCGGCGGUGGGAGGUGGUGCUGCAGUACCUUAGGGCGGUGCUCGGGGGCGGCGGGCGGCGAGCACGUGACGUGGAUGAGGGGGACGUUGCGGCGUACGUGCGGGCGCUGGCGCGGGAGCGCGAGCCGUCGGCGCUGUGGCACCGGGUGCUAGCGGCGCUGUGCAGCGGGGGCACGGUGCAGAGCGACGAGCUGGUGGACGCGGUGUACGCGGAGGCGAGGCGGGCCGGGAGCGCGGACGCGCGCGGCGCGGUGGUGGCGGUGGUAGGCGGCGUGGGCGGCGCGCGCGCGGCGCGGGUGCUGGCGCGGUGUGAGGAUGCGGAGCUGCUGGAGCAGGUCGCGCGGGCGCACGCGCUGAAGUUUGGGCGCGUGUGGCCGGCGGUGGUGCGGCGGUGGGCGGUGGGCGAGCUGGGCAGCGGGCCGGCGGGGUUCCGACUGGUGCGGCACCUGUGUGUGCUGAUGCUGCGCGCGGACGCGGAGCUGCUGCGCGCGGUGUGCGCGCGCUGCGCGGAAGCGCUGGCAACCGCGGCUAGCUGGCACGCGGAGCCGACCGUCGGCGGGGGAGCCGCGGAGGAUGAUGCGGACGAUCUGCAGCUAUCGGACGAGGGCAGCGAGCUGAUGCUGAGCGAGGACGAGGACCAGGGCGCGGCGCGACAGCGCGACUGCGUGCAGCUGGGCGCGGCCGCGGUGGCGCUGCUGGGCGCGCUGCCGGCGCUGCCGGCCGAGACGGUGCAGGCGGUGCAACGGCUGCCGGCGCCGUUUGCAGCGGAGCUGCAGCCGCAGCUGGUGGCACUGACGGCGCGGCACGCGGCGUUCGUGGACUGGACGAUCCGGCAGUUCGGGGACGUUGCGCAGGAGGCGUUGCCAGCGCUCUCGCCGGCGCAGGCCGCAGAGCUGGCGGCGGCGCGGCCCGAGCGGAGCCGGUUCCUGGCGCCCGGCGACGGCAUCCCCGCGGAGCUGCGGGCGGCGGUGUACGCCCAUGCAAACUCCGGCUCCGUGCCGACCGAGCUGUUGCAGCAGUGGCAGAACAGGCGCGUCGCGUCGAAGCCGUAUGUCGACAGCACUCUGCGGCUGGUCGCCGACCUGUUGGCGCUGGACUCCGUGUCGCUGAACGUCCACCAGUGGUGCAUUGAGAUGCUGGCCUGGGUGGGCGACGAGUACGCGUUCUACCGCGCGACCGUGAUCCCACUCAUGAUCCCGCCGCUCAAGCCCCCGAAGCGCUUCGUCCACGUCAUGCAGGUCGGCACCAUGAAGCAACGCGAGGACGAGUCUACGCACAUCCGCGCGCUGGUGGCGCGGGCUCUGCUCUCGUGGCUGGAGGACGCCGCUGUCUCGUGGGACUACAACCAGGUCACGCACCUGCUGGAGUUGCUGAAGUACCCGCUGCGCGAUGUGCCGCUCAAGGGGAUCUCCCUUGAGAUUCUGGACAUGGCGGUCGAGCGCUACGGCGGUCUCCUCGCGCACUACGACGCCGAGCUUGUCCAGAGCGUCAUAGACCAGGCAUCUGUACAGUACCCAGCGGAAACCGCGCACCUAGCUGCGCGCUUUGCCCUCAUCGCCAGUAGUUUGUGA
Molecule: messenger RNA, 1884 nt
Organism: Eremothecium gossypii ATCC 10895
Lineage: Eukaryota; Fungi; Ascomycota; Saccharomycetes; Saccharomycetales; Saccharomycetaceae
Gene: LAG2
Product: Lag2p
Exons: 1
Coding region: 1-1884 (627 amino acids)
Source: RefSeq, marked provisional